Messenger RNA from Echinops telfairi (small Madagascar hedgehog), 2050 nucleotides. It is a transcript of the gene UXS1, whose product is annotated as UDP-glucuronate decarboxylase 1. Gene Ontology annotation, biological process: D-xylose metabolic process. Gene Ontology annotation, cellular component: cytoplasm. The record is from RefSeq and is a predicted model, not a curated record. Bases 49 to 1326 code for a protein of 425 amino acids. Gene Ontology annotation, molecular function: UDP-glucuronate decarboxylase activity; NAD+ binding. Lineage: Eukaryota; Metazoa; Chordata; Mammalia; Afrosoricida; Tenrecidae. The transcript is spliced from 15 exons.
GCUGGCCCGGGCGCGCGGCAGGGUCCUCGACUGGCGCUGCACCCGGGGAUGGUGAGCAAGGCGCUGCUGCGCCUGGUGUCUGCCAUCAACCGCAGGAGGAUGAAGCUGCUGCUGGGCAUCGCUCUGGUCGCCUACGUUGCCUCUGUGUGGGGCAACAUCGUUAAUAUGAGUUUUCUACUCAACAGGUCCAUCCAGGAAAAUGGCGAACUGAAAAUUGAAAGCCGGCUCGAAGAGAUUGUUGAGCCAUUAAGAGAGAAAAUCAGAGACUUGGAAAAAAGCUUCACCCAGAAAUACCCUCCUGUGAAAUUUUUAUCAGAAAAGGACCGUAAGCGAAUUUUGAUCACCGGGGGUGCAGGCUUUGUGGGUUCCCAUCUAACCGACAAACUCAUGAUGGACGGCCACGAGGUGACGGUGGUGGACAACUUCUUCACGGGCAGGAAGAGGAACGUGGAGCACUGGAUCGGCCACGAAAACUUUGAGCUCAUUAACCACGACGUUGUAGAGCCCCUGUACAUUGAAGUUGACCAGAUCUAUCAUUUGGCUUCUCCAGCCUCCCCUCCAAACUACAUGUACAAUCCUAUCAAGACACUAAAGACCAAUACAAUUGGGACCUUAAAUAUGUUGGGGCUGGCAAAGCGGGUCGGGGCUCGUCUUCUCCUGGCCUCCACCUCGGAGGUGUACGGAGAUCCUGAAGUCCACCCUCAAAGUGAGGACUACUGGGGCCACGUGAAUCCAAUAGGACCCCGAGCCUGUUACGAUGAAGGCAAACGUGUAGCAGAGACCAUGUGUUAUGCCUAUAUGAAGCAGGAAGGAGUGGAAGUGCGGGUGGCGAGAAUAUUUAACACCUUCGGGCCGCGCAUGCACAUGAACGACGGGCGGGUGGUCAGCAACUUCAUCCUGCAGGCCCUCCAGGGGGAGCCGCUCACGGUGUAUGGAUCCGGAUCUCAGACGAGGGCAUUCCAAUAUGUGAGUGAUCUCGUGAACGGGCUUGUGUCUCUGAUGAACAGCAAUGUCAGCAGCCCCGUCAACCUGGGGAACCCUGAAGAACACACGAUCCUAGAAUUUGCUCAGUUAAUUAAAAACCUUGUUGGUAGUGGGAGUGAAAUCCAGUUUCUCUCCGAAGCCCAGGAUGACCCACAGAAAAGAAAGCCAGACAUCAAGAAAGCGAAGCUGAUGCUGGGCUGGGAGCCCGUGGUGCCCCUGGAAGAAGGCCUAAACAAAGCCAUCCACUACUUCCGCAAAGAACUCGAGUACCAGGCAAAUAAUCAGUACAUCCCCAAACCCAAGCCGGCCAGAAUCAAAAAAGGACGGCCACGCCAUGACUGAGGGAAGCUCGCAUCUCGGGCGGCGGGAGCCUUCCUGUUUUACACUUGAUGGGCUGUGUCUGUUUGUUUUCCUUUUUACUAUUUUUUGAAGAAAGACUGAAAACAGGUGUCAUGAAGAACAAAACUGGAAUUUCAUUCUGAAGCUUGCUUUAACGAAAUGGAUGUGCCUAAAACCUCCCCUCCAAAAAAAAAAACAAAACUGCAGAUUUUGCCUUGCACUUUUUAAACCUCUUUUUACGUGUAAAAUAGGGUAGAUGCAUCUUUGCAUAUUUUCACGUUUUUUAUCUUGCUGUGAGAGCAUAUGUUGUGACUGUCGCUGACAGUUUUAUUUACUAGUUUCUUUGUGAAGCUGAAAAGGAACGUUAAAUGGGAUGAAAAUGCCGAUUUUAUUUAUAAAAGUGGGUACUUAAAAGGAGACGUUAUACUAUGCAUAAAGAAAAGAGAAGACAGCAGUGUUGCCAGGUGGGUGGCGCUCUGACAUUUAUUGUUCAGGCUGAUAAAAAUUCUGUUUGAGAGCUUUAUGUUUCUUUCAAUCCAGGAUUUGUCCGAGGUCUAGUUUUUAGUUACAUACUUGACUUUUGAAAUACUUCUGUUUGGUUAUAUCAUGAUUACGGACGUCGGAAUCACUACUGUGUCGUGCUGCGUGUUCUGGGAGAAAACAAGGUUAACCUAUUCUUGGUUAACAGUGGAUGAAUAUGCUAUUUUAAUAAAAUAUGGAAACUUAA